AUGUAUGUAGAGCUAGUGCGGGCUCUGCACCUUGUGGGGAAACUGGUCAGUCCGGGCUGCGCUUGGGGCUCAUCGACCUCGCAGCGGCGCCCGCGCAGAAAAAACUGCCUAACCCAAAUUUCGGAAGCCGUCUGCCACUCUCCCGACCCGGUGUCGUUCAUACGUUUGUCGCCUAGUGUCCGACUGAGGUCGUCGAAGGUUGUAGCGGCCGCUGCAGGCUGCGGUGCCCUUGCCGCGACAGACGGUGCAUGCACCCACCACCCACCACCCACACACCCAAUCACCCUCACACCCACACACCCACUGCAUUUCAAUGAUACAACAGACUGA
Danaus chrysippus (African queen) is the source of this 330-nucleotide messenger RNA. The record is from the annotation of a GenBank genome assembly. NCBI's taxonomy places the organism in Eukaryota, Metazoa, Arthropoda, Insecta, Lepidoptera, Nymphalidae.